Messenger RNA from Acanthosepion pharaonis, 2217 nucleotides. Lineage: Eukaryota; Metazoa; Mollusca; Cephalopoda; Sepiida; Sepiidae. The record is from the annotation of a GenBank genome assembly.
AUGUCUGUUAAACUACUCCGGCUUGUCCCUCCUCCGACCGACUCCAUCACCAGUGCUAACACUCCUUGUCUCCUCUUCCAUUUCACUUUUAAUCUUUUUUCUCUCCGCACUCAGGCUGUCAAUCUAUCUUUCAGUCAGCCAACGACUCCAUCUUGCUUUCUAUAUUACUUCAAAUUCUUAUCUCUCUAUUUAUCAAGAUCGAGCACACUUCUUCGCUCUUUCAAUGUAAUUCUUAGUUCUCUCUCGGUUACUCGAGUCUUCUCUUCCUCACUAUCUAUCUAUCUAUCUAUCUAUCUAUCUAUCUAUCUAUCUAUCUAUCUAUCUAUCUCAGUCUAUUCAUAUCUAUCUAUUUAUCUAUCUAUCUAUGACAGUUUAUUCAUAUCUAUCUAUCUCAGUCUAUUCAUCUAUCUAUCUAUCUCAGUCUAUUCAUAUCCAUCUAUCUCAGUCUAUUCAUAUCUAUCUAUCUAUCUAUCUAUCUAUCUGUCUAUCUAUCUAUCUAUGACAUCUAUUCAUAUCUAUCUAUUUAUCUAUCUAUCCAUCUCAGUUUAUUCAUAUCUAUCUAUGUCAGUUUAUUCAUAUCUAUGUCAGUUUAUUCAUAUCUAUCUAUCUAUCUAUCUAUCUAUCUAUCUAUCUAUCUAUCUAUUCAUAUCUAUCUAUUUAUCUAUCUAUGACAGUUUAUUCAUAUCUAUCUAUCUAUCUAUCUAUCUAUCUAUCUAUCUAUCUAUCUCUUUAUCUCAGUCUAUUCAUAUCUAUCUAUUUAUCUAUCUAUCCACCUCAGUCUAUUCAUAUCUAUCUAUCUAUCCUAGUUUUGUUCUCCCACCUCCUCACUUCGCCUCUCUCUCUCCCUCUUUAUCUCUCUUUAUACAUUCUUUUCAUUUCUUUCCAUUCGUUCUAUCUAUCUCUUCAUUUCUACCCUAUCUCUAUCUUUGUUCAUUUCUUCCUCUCUCCUCUCUUUCCCUAUCUAUCUAUCUAUCUAUCUAUCUAUCUAUCUAUCUAUCUAUCUCAGUCUGUUCAUUUUCCCUCCACUUGCUUUCUGUUUAUCGCUCUCAUUCUGUUCACUACUCCCUUCAUAAUCUCUAUUUCUCUCUCACUCUUACUCUCUCUCUCUCUCUCUCUCUCUUUCUAUCUAUCUAUUUCUGUUUGUUUCUUCUUUCCCUCCUUUUCUUUUUCUCUCCCUUUCUCUCUCGUACUAUCCGAGUCCAUUCAUUUAGCUCUUACCUUCUUCCUCCUUCACUCUCUCUCACUGUGUUUAUUUCUCACCUUCAUAUGAGUUCAUUUCUCCCUCCGUCCCCCUCUGUUUCUCUCUUCAAAUCUAUCUAUCUAUCUAUCGCAGUUUUUUUUUCAUUUCUCCCAUCUCUCGUUCUCUCUAUCUCAUUCUGUUCAUUUCUCACUCUAUCCUCUGUUUUCUUUCUUUCUUUCUUUCUUUCUUUCUUUCUUUCUCGAUCCCCCCUCUCUCUCUCUAUCUAUCUAUUGUCAACUAAUAAAGAACAUUUAACCUCGCAUUAUUGCCACCAACCCACAUCCAAGAGUCACUCCCUGAUUACAUCUUAUCACUCUUCACAUCCCGAACUCUCUGACAAAACUUACCAGUUAUACUUUCUUUCUUUCUUUUGUUGGUGUUUUAAUCAUGUUUUCUUUUUUUCUUUGACAUUGUUCUUUCUCAAACUCUUUCUUUCUUUCUUUUCUUUCUUGAAAUUUUUUCUUUUUUUUUUUUUAUACUUGCUAUCUCAUGUUUUCUUUUUUUCUCUACUUCUAAACCAGUCCUUCUGUUGCUUUUGUAUCAUAUGUCUGUCUUUCUUUCUUGCUUUCUUUAUUUCUUUUUUCUUUCUUUCUUUCUUUCUUUCUUUCUUUCUUUUUUUUUGUUUCCUUAUAUUUUGGAUAAUGUUUUUUUUUUUUUCUCUACUUCUAAACCAGUCCUUCUGUUGCUUUUGUAUCAUAUGUCUGUCUUUCUUUCUUGCUUUCUUUAUUUCUUUUUUCUUUCUUUCUUUCUUUCUUUCUUUCUUUCUUUCUUUCUUUCUUUUGUUUAUACUUGCUAUCUCAUGUUUUCUUUUUUUCUCUACUUCUAAACCAGUCCUUCUGUUGCUUUUGUAUCAUAUGUCUGUCUUUCUUUCUUGCUUUCUUUAUUUCUUUUUUCUUUCUUUCUUUCUUUCUUUCUUUCUUUCUUUCUUUCUUUUUUUUUUUUUUCUUUAUAUAUAUGUUUUUUUUUUUCUCUUCUAA